AUGCUCGAACUUGUCAAUAACAUUCAUAUUGAGUUCGCAGAACCCGAAAACAAAUACUAUCCAUUUGGUGGAAAGCAGAUGAUAAUCGUUGGAGAAUUUCUUCAAUUAAAUCCUGUACCUAGUUAUUUUGAUAAAGGAAACUUUAUGUUUCUGGCUCCACUGUUCACCUUCGCAAUUAAUCACCGAGUCCAAUUGACCACCGUUAUGCGACAGAACAAAAGCGAGCGCAAAUUUUUGUCUGCUUUAAAUCAAGUUAGACUAGGAGUUUGUUCGGAUGAAACCGAUUCUUUUCUUAUAAGUUUGGCUAGACCUUUGAGUUACGAUGAACAGAGCUUGAUAAACUUCCUGGAGAUAUUUGUCGUUUCAAUGUCAUAUGUAAAGGUAAAACCAAUAACAUGAAGUGUCACUGCGACGACGUCCUAUUUCUAAAGGAAAACGCCAAAGUCAUGCUAGUGUGGAAUUUAUCACACAGCUUAAUAAAUGGUGUAUUGGGCAUUUUUCUUAGAGUUGUCAGCAAUGACACGAUCGAACACGUGGUUUAACCACAAUAAGCAGGGACAAACUAUUGGCACUAAAUCUCAGUUUCCAGUCAUUUGGGCGUAUAUGGCAUCACUUGUCACAAAUCCCAAGCACUGACUUUGUCUGCAGCUGUAGUUCAUUGUUCCAGGAAAUUUGUGCCUGGAUUAACAUAUGUGGCAAUGUCAAGGGUUCGAUCAGCGGAUCAUUUACAGCUUUUAUGGUUCAAUCGCAAUUGGUUGUUGCAACCCUCGGACAGAACCAUCAGCGAAUGCUGCACGAACUUUGGAUGUCCAAUGGAAGAUUUAACCUGCUGCAGGAAGAAAGUAAUCGAUGA
Molecule: messenger RNA, 853 nt
Organism: Paramuricea clavata
Lineage: Eukaryota; Metazoa; Cnidaria; Anthozoa; Malacalcyonacea; Plexauridae
Source: the annotation of a GenBank genome assembly